AUGACGUGCGGGCAGUGGAAGUCCCAAGCCGUCGGGGCAUACGCGGGCAACUUCCAGGCCAAGACGAAGAACCCGAUCCUCUUCGCCACGAACAGGUACGACGGGCACACCCCGAUCCGGUCGGCUCAGAACGUCAGCGCCGGGUUUGAAGGGAGUGGAAUGCUCGUCGUGAAUGGCUUUGGCCACACAACCCUGGCCCAACAGUCGGUGUGUACAAUUCAGCAGACCGUCGCGUAUUGGCACAACAGGACGCUGCCGGCCAAGGGGUUCGUCUGUGAGGUAGACGCAGCCCCGUACGGCGAUUACGCCUGGGCCAAUGCCACGCUGGCGUACGAUCGCAAAGCCAACAACUCCGGGCCCGGAGGCUCAGGGGCUCCUCCCCCUCCGAGGAGCGCCGCGUCGCAGACGAGCCAGUCACUUGCUAUGGUGCUUUUUGCUAUUGGAAUCGUCUUCGCGUUUGGUCUACAGUGA
This is a messenger RNA of Purpureocillium takamizusanense, 471 nucleotides long. RefSeq lists its product as uncharacterized. Lineage: Eukaryota; Fungi; Ascomycota; Sordariomycetes; Hypocreales; Ophiocordycipitaceae. The transcript has 2 exons. The coding region runs from base 1 to 471 and encodes 156 amino acids. The record is from RefSeq and is a predicted model, not a curated record.